Messenger RNA from Durio zibethinus, 4321 nucleotides. RefSeq names its product sister chromatid cohesion 1 protein 4-like. The record is from RefSeq and is a predicted model, not a curated record. Gene Ontology annotation, biological process: replication-born double-strand break repair via sister chromatid exchange; sister chromatid cohesion. Gene Ontology annotation, cellular component: cohesin complex. Gene Ontology annotation, molecular function: protein binding; chromatin binding. Lineage: Eukaryota; Viridiplantae; Streptophyta; Magnoliopsida; Malvales; Malvaceae.
CAAUUAUUGAGCUGUAGUUUUACUCUGAACGCCGUUGUUUCCUCGAAGGCUAGGGUUUACUCCUCGAAGCGCGAGUUGGGAGUUAUUUAUCGGAUACUUAAGGUUCGAUAUUUGAAGUUCUCCCAAGUGGCGAUUUCUGUAAAUUAAGCGGAAAUGGAACCCUUUUUUGAGUUACGGAGUUUUGGGAGGGUUUCAAAGGUUGUCUGGUGGAAGGGGAGUAAUUAGGGUUUCGUUGUUUCUAUUGAUUUGUAGGGAUAUUUUGAACUUAAUUUGUUCAUUUUCAUAGGCGGAAGUGGAAAAUUAUGGGUUCUGUAGGGCAAUUUGAAAUCUAGGGUUUCUCUAAUGAGCUCUGUGAAAUUUAUAGUUGGGGUUUCUUUUUGAAGUAGAAGCAGUAUUUUUAAGCUUAAAUCAUAGGACUUUCUUGCAUUUAGAAGUGAGGAAGUUGUAUGAACAAAUUGGGAUUAUAUUGAGAGAGAAAUGUUUUAUUCACAGUUUAUAUUGGCAAAGAAGGGUCCAUUGGGGACUAUAUGGAUAGCAGCACAUCUGGAGAGGAAGCUUCGAAAGAAUCAGGUGGCCGAUACCGACAUUGGUGUCUCUGUUGACUCUAUUCUUUUUCCUGAAGUACCAAUUGCACUACGAUUAUCCAGUCAUCUUCUUCUUGGAGUGGUGAGGAUAUAUUCUAGAAAGGUGAAUUACCUUUUUGAUGAUUGCAGUGAAGCCUUGCUUAAGAUAAAGCAGGCAUUUCGCUCCACUGCAGUUGAUUUACCACCAGAAGAAUCGACUGCGCCCUACCAUUCAAUCACUUUGCCGGAGACUUUUGAUCUUGAUGACUUUGACCUGCCUGAUAAUGAGAUUUUUCAGGGUAACUUUGUUGAUCAUCACGUUAGCUCAAGAGAGCAGAUUACACUUCAAGACACCAUGGAUGGCAUGGUUUACUCGACAUCACAAUUUGGAUUGGAUGAGCGGUUUGGUGACGGUGACACUUCUCAGAUUGGUCUGCUUGAUGAGGAGCUAGUCCUAGAUAGGGUUGGAGCGCCAGCAAAUGGAGUUUUGGUGUAUGAUCUUCAAGGGUCAGAUGUAAUACAGAAACAAGAUCCAAGUAAUUCUGAAGAUGUGCAAAUGGAUUGCAGUGGGGAUCAGGUUGAAGGUCUAGUUGCAAAUUCUGAAUUUGUUGAGUACGAUCAGGAUCCAGGUACUCCUGGAUUAGUGGAAGUGUCUGGUGUUCAUGAGGCACUGGCUGGUGUUGUUCAUGUGGAACCAGAACAUCACAGUCUUCUAGAAUUGGCCAACUCUGAUUGUGUAGAAAAUGCUUCUAAUAAAUCGAUUCUUCCCCAUGAGGAUAACAAUCCUGUGGAUCAGUCUUUGCAAAAUGAUUUAAGUGAUGAUGCUAUAGUUAAUGUGCCUCCUGAGAGUGGCUGUCAUAUUGGUGACAUGGAGAAAGAACAAACUAAGCCACAAGUAAAUUCUUUCUGUGAUGCCAUGUCUGUGGAAUACACUUCUGCUGUUGGGACUAUCAGAGCACCUGAUGGUUUGGAUAGGUUGGAAGAUAUGCAUAAUGGUAGUAUGCACUCAAUGGAUAGAACUGAUGGGGAAUGUGCAGAAUCUCCUAGCUGCUCCAAUGUCACCUUUGAUUUGGAGGACCCUGUUCGAAGAACAUGCUCAAGUAGCAACUGUGUGCCGACAUCACAUGGCUAUUUGGAGAAUGAUCAAGCAUCACAUAAAUUGGAAUUUGGCAAUGAUGCUGAAACCACUGAUAAUUUGGAGGAGUCAUGCUCACCUGCCACAGCAAUAGCGUCAAAUCCUUCGUGUCCGUUGGAAUCACCCAGUAGACCAACAGUUAUUGAUGGUGAAGCUCAAGCUUGUAAGGAACCAAAUGAUUCUGGAAAUCUUAAAAAACCUGUUAUUGACGAAGAGGUCUCAUCUGUUCAAGUUCUUGGAAGUGACAAUUUGGCUUCUGCAGAGCAAAACUCAGUGGAUUUGUCCAUAAGGAAGGAAGAAGUUCAUGCUUCUGGGGCUUCCAUUGAGGUGCAAGCUUCCAUCUUUGCAGGUGAAGCCUGUCAAAUGCAGAUGUCAGAACCUGCUUUAUGUGAUGAUCAGUGGGAAAAUUCAAAUAAUUGUAAUAUGUCUUACUUGCCUGCACCUGAAAAGUUACUCUCUGCACCAGAAGGACCUCUUGAUAAACCAAGUGAUUUGCUGGUUGAAUCUACCCCAGACAAAGAGGUCCUAGCAGGGAAUGAUGAAAUUGAUGCUGGAACCAAACUCAUUUCUGGAAAAAAGCGAAGUAUAACUGAAAGUACACUGACCAUAGAGAGUAUAAAUUCAGUUGAAUCAUUUGGAAGGCCUCGAUACCGGGGAAUUGCUGAAUCAGUUCCUGAUGAUGAUGACUUGUUGUCUUCUAUUUUAGUUGGAAGAUCUUCGGUUUUCAAAAUGAAAACAACUCCUCCUCUUGAAGUAGCAUCAAUGAAACGUGCACGGUCUGCUCCAAGACCUAGUGCCACCAAGAGAAAAGUGCUUAUGGAUGAUACUAUGGUCUUACAUGGAGAUACAAUACGUCAGCAGUUGGUUAAUACUGAAGACAUACAUCGUAUACGCAAGAAAGCACCUUGCACUCGCCCUGAAAUUUCAUUGAUUCGGAGACAAUUCUUGGAAGAUGAAAUCUUUAGCGAACCUAUAUUUACUGGUAUGUCAGGUGACCUGGCAUGUUUGUGCAGUGAACCAUAUGAUAUAAGCGGUAUCAGAAUUUAUGAAAGUGAUGAAAGCCAUUUCUCACCUGUCUCAGUUAAGGAUUCAGGGUGUUCUGUGAGGCCUAAUAUUGCUGAAGAAGGUGGAAUUGAAGGAAGCUCUGUACCUGUGGUUCAUGGAAAUGAUUUACAAGCAGAAUCUGCUGGCACAUCUUUUCAGACUGAUACUCAGCAGGGUGAAUACAGUGAUCUGAAUGCUCAGCAUGUACCUCAACUUUUGCAACAUGAACCUUUAGAUGGGAUCACGGAAAUGGAAAUUGACAAAGAUAACGUUGAAGUUGCUAAUGCAGCAAAUCAAUCUGUUCUGAACGAGUUUGGGGUAUCAACCCCUACUAAUUCCGUUACUGGAGAUACUAGUAACAUGACAGCUGGGGAGAUAACCAACACCAUAGAUGGUUACAUGUUAAACAAUGCUACUUGCCAUCCAAAUAAUCAAAAGAUGAGUACUCAAACUUGGGAGGAUGCUUUGGAAUUGGAUAUGAGAAAUGACAAGGGAAGUAAUCCUUCUAAAGUUUUAGAACAUGAUGUUGACAGCAUUAUUGCAGCUGAAACUGAAUCAAAAGCAACUGAUAAGUUUUUCUUGGAAGAAAGUAAAGUCAGUGCAUCAGUUGAAGUCAGUAUGGCUGACUGCAGUGCUCCUAGUGAAAAUGGAAUUAAUUCUCUUGCGACUAUACAGACCGGUGAGUCUCUGAAUGGUGCCCAAAAUGCAUAUGAAACUGGAUAUGUUAAGGUUGGUGUAGUAGAUGAGGCUCAAGUUGACGGUGCACCCUUGGAUCAUCAUGACAAUGACCCAAUCUGUAAGGAUACUGAAGAAUGUAAAAUGUAUUCUACAUAUCCAGAAAAAGUUGAUGUGGCUUCAUUAAAUGAUGGACAAACUCCAAACUUUAAGGAAGUUUAUGCAGUCAAUGAAGUGACCCCUCUUGUGGAUAAUCACGCGGAAUUUGAGGAUGUUGCAGUUGCAAAUGAUACAGAAUUUCUGAAUGUAGAUGAUGAUGAGCUAGGUGAGGAUGAUGAUGGUGGCAUGCCAUGUGGUGAUGAAAGUCAUCUUCUUGAAAAUAGUGGAUGGUCUUCUCGUACCAGGGCUGUUGCCAAGUAUCUGCAGAAUUUAUUUGAUGAUGAAGCUGUACGUGGACAUAAGGUACUAUCUAUGGACAGUCUUUUGGCUCGUAAAACAUGUAAAGAAGCGUCCAGGAUGUUUUUUGAAACACUGGUUCUUAAAACAAGAGAUUACAUCCAUGUAGAACAGGGGAAACCCUUUGACAACAUUUGUAUAAAGCCUCGAGCAAAGCUCAUGAAGUCAGGUUUCUGAUCCCUUUUAUAGGAAAAAGCAGAUACUGUGAAAAGUUCCUUGUUGUAGUUCUAGUUCUGAUGCUCAGCCCGCAUCGGUAAUUGUUUUGUUUCAAAAUGUUCCUUUUUUUUUUUAAUUUUGAAAAUUAGUUAUUGGUUUGAUAGCUUAACAGUGGGGAGGGAUGGUACGUCAUGAUGGUGAUUGAGACGACUUUAGCUGGACAAUAAUUUUGUGUAUAUAUGUGUAAAAUAUCUGAAUUUGCAAAUGAAGAUUGCUAAUUUAUUUGUUUUGA